AUGCCUUCUCCACCGUCACUUGUCCUCCUGCUGCUGAUGCUGCUGGUGCCGGGAGCUGCGGCGAUGCAAGGCAGGGCUGGGCAGCCUGGGGAAGGCAGCACCCACCGUGCCCAGGGUGCAGAUGGAGGUAGGACUCUGCCGACGAUUUCCCGAGACAGUCCAGAGGUCCAGGUGAUGAAGGAGAGGCUGCGCCGCGGCACGGAGGAGGACUCCAAGUCGGUGCAGCAGUACGUGCCGGGGGUGCGGGUGGAGUUCCCGCGGCCCCUCAACUCUGCCAGCCUGCACCCAACCAAGGCCCUGCUGCCAUCCAGCACGGACCCAUCUGAGCAGCAACAGGGGGUCCCCACGGACGGGGAGGGGGCAGAGCCCCGAGCCAACCUCACCACCGUCUCUGACAAACGGUUGCAAAUCCAGAACCCCUUGUACCCAGUGACGGAGAACUCCUACAGCGCCUAUGCCGUGAUGUUCCUGUCCCUCAUCGUCUUUGCAGUGGGCAUCAUCGGAAACCUCUCCGUGAUGUGCAUUGUGUGGCACAACUACUACAUGAAGAGUGCCUGGAACUCCAUCCUGGCCAGCCUGGCUUUCUGGGACUUCCUCAUCCUCUUCUUCUGCCUGCCUGUGGUCAUCUUCAACGAGAUCACCAAGAAGAGGCUGCUGGGCGAUGUGUCCUGUCGCAUCGUGCCCUUCAUGGAGGUGUCAUCACUGGGAGUCACCACCUUCAGCCUCUGCGCUCUGGGCAUCGACAGGUUCCACGCGGCCACCAGCCCCCAGGCCAGCGCCCGGCCCAUCGAGCAGUGCCAGUCCAUCAUCGCCAAGCUUGCCGUCAUCUGGGUGGGCUCCAUGACGCUGUCGGUGCCAGAGAUCCUGCUCUGGCAGUUGGUGCAGGACACAUCACCCGUGUCUGGUGUGGUGACAGAGUAUUGCACCAUGAAGCCCUCAUCCAACCUGCCUGAGUCCGUCUACUCGCUGGUGCUCACCUACCAAAACGCUCGGAUGUGGUGGUACUUCGGUUGCUACUUCUGCUUGCCCAUCCUCUUCACUGUAAGCUGCCAGUUGGUGACCCGGAGGAUCAGCGGCACUAAGAAGACCGAGUGCCGAGGAACCAAGCACAGCCAGUGCGAGAGUCACUUGAACUGCACCAUCAUCGGGCUGACCAUCAUCUAUGGGCUCUGCACCACCCCUGAGAACGUCUGCAACAUAGUGGUGGCCUACAUGUCCCCCGACAUGUCCAAGCAGACCUUGGACCUGCUCAACCUCAUCAACCAGUUCUUCCUGUUCUUCAAGUGCUCGGUGACGCCCGUCCUGCUCCUGUGUCUCUGCAGACCCCUGGGCCAGGCGUUCAUGGACUGCUGCUGCUGCUGCUGUGAGGGCUGCAGCCCCGACACUGCCUCCAGCGAGGGCAGCGCCGAUAGCAAGCUCAAAACGGAGAUGUCCUCCUCCAUCUUCUUCGACAAGCCCCGGGAGUCCCCUCCGCCCCUCCUGGCCCUCGGCACGCCUUGCUAA
This is a messenger RNA of Nipponia nippon (crested ibis), 1503 nucleotides long. It is a transcript of the gene GPR37L1, whose product is annotated as G protein-coupled receptor 37 like 1. Gene Ontology annotation, cellular component: signaling receptor complex; plasma membrane. Gene Ontology annotation, biological process: adenylate cyclase-inhibiting G protein-coupled receptor signaling pathway; positive regulation of MAPK cascade. Gene Ontology annotation, molecular function: G protein-coupled peptide receptor activity. The record is from RefSeq and is a predicted model, not a curated record. NCBI's taxonomy places the organism in Eukaryota, Metazoa, Chordata, Aves, Pelecaniformes, Threskiornithidae.